AUGGCCGUCUCUAGGCUAACCCAGCGUGGCUACGACCCGGACGCGAUGUCCUGGACGACGGUUCCGAUGACUGAGGAGCCCAAUUCUGCGAUUCCUUCGAAUAUUCGAAGCCAAGCUCUCCUCAACGCGGCCGCUCGCCGCUUGCAAGAGAAAGCCAAGAUGGUGGCGCCCGCCGCCGCCCCGGCGUCCGGCAACCCAGCCGGCAAGACGCAGCCUCCUGCCUCGCACGCUGCGGGAUGCAAGGGCAAGGUCUUCACGAAGUGGAAGCCUCGCCCGCUACUAAAACCGAACCCGGAUGAGUACGUGAUCGUUGUAAAGCCACGUGAGCAUAUUUCCUUGCACGAAGCCUUCUCCGAGAAUCGCUACGGGACCGCUUUCACGGCUUACCUCGGGUCCGAGCGGGCAGAGACCGCAUCGAUUCUCCCUUCGAGAGAACAAAAUUUGAUUGUGAUCCAUACCCCGGACCUCGAGACGGCAGACCGAGUGAUCGGGGAUUCUUCCGUCAACACCGAACGCGGAGCGGUCCCGCUCCACGGAUACCUACUGCAAGAUGGCGGAAACGUUUGCCACGGUGUCAUCGUGGUGUGCAACUCGGAUACGACGGAGACACUUCAGCAAAAGUUGCGUUGGAGAGCAGGCACCAUUGUUGAAGUGAGAAAAUUUGGCACAUCGAACAAAGCGUGUGUUACCUUCGCCGGAAAGGACAAACCGCGUUUUGUUCACUAUGACAACAUGGUGCUACCCGUCCUACCCUACUACCGUACAAUCCCGGCCUGCGGCAAGUGCGGUGCUGUCGGCCAUAGGAUGGACGCAUGCCCAAACCUGAGACAGGACACUUGUGGUCUGUGCGGGCAACAGAUUCCACUCGUGGAGGGGGUGCGGGCCCCUCACGAAUGCGUGCCCAAGUGUUCAGUGUGCGGUGGUGGACACGACACGAACUCCCGCGAGUGCACUGCAAAGUUCCGCAACUCCAAGAUAACCGCCCAAAAGGGCGGCAAGACCAUAACGGCGGUCAAGAAAAAACACCGCCAUCUUGAGCUUCCCGGUAGGUCGCCGCACCGGGACGUCACCAAGACCGGCAAGCCAGCGCCCCCUGCCGGAGAAGCCGGGAGGCAAUCUACGGCGCCACCACACGGCGUGGCCGGGGCCUGGGCCGACGCCGUCAAAAAAGGAAAACAGUGGAACUGUCGAGGUUUCAAGGCCCACGCUAAGCGGGCCAACCUACGAUUUUUCCUCACAACAUUCGAGCACCUUCCUGCUGGGGUAGCCCUCCAGGAGCCAGGGAGCGGCGCCACACUUACAAAUUACACCACGUUUCAGCAGGACCCCCUCUCCUGUAUCUGCGUGCAUAAAAAUUACACGGCCAACUUCGUUGACCUUGACCUCAAAACAGAAUUCUCGUACGUGAUGGUGACCCUCCUUCCGCUACGAAAACAGGACCCACCACUACACGUUCUCAACAUUUAUUGUUCCCCUAAGUUAGCCAACAUCACUUUCGCAGACCUUUUUAGCCGCGCCUUAAAGGCUGCGGGCAGGGAUCCCCUGGUGAUCGUGGGCAAUUUCAACGCCCUCAGCACACUUUGGGGAUACGCGCGUGAAGAGAAACGUGGACGUAAGCUGGCGGAACUUAUGUCCACGCUGGGCCUUACUCUCCACACCGACCCUGCCCACCCAACUCGCGUGGGUAACUCCGUGACCCGGGGCACGUGUCCGGACCUUACCCUCACCAAAAACAUUCAAUAUGGAGACUGGGUCAACACUGAAGAAACCCUCGGUAGCGACCACUGCAUACUCAAUACAACUAUUCGCACCCAUCCAUUGGCAAGACCUUUCGCACAGGCGAAAUUGCCCGAUUGGACCAAAUUCCGACAAACAUACACCAACUCGACCCCCAUUCAGGAGCAAGGGUACCACGUCUGGUCCCAGCAAUUGGUUUCCACCCUUCGCUACACGGAAACUCAAAUUCAACUCUCAGAGGCGACCCCGGAGGUGGACAACCACCUCCUUCACCUCUUGGAGGCCCGGCACAGCCUUGUCCGCCGAUGGCGCCGGCAAAAACACAAUCGGAAACUCUAA
Molecule: messenger RNA, 2076 nt
Organism: Dermacentor andersoni
Lineage: Eukaryota; Metazoa; Arthropoda; Arachnida; Ixodida; Ixodidae
Source: RefSeq, a predicted model, not a curated record